Aspergillus pseudotamarii is the source of this 3353-nucleotide messenger RNA. Its product is annotated as putative gamma-tubulin complex component GCP4. The record is from RefSeq and is a predicted model, not a curated record. The transcript is spliced from 3 exons. Gene Ontology annotation, cellular component: equatorial microtubule organizing center; centrosome; spindle pole. Gene Ontology annotation, molecular function: gamma-tubulin binding; microtubule minus-end binding. Bases 454 to 2865 code for a protein of 803 amino acids. Lineage: Eukaryota; Fungi; Ascomycota; Eurotiomycetes; Eurotiales; Aspergillaceae. Gene Ontology annotation, biological process: microtubule nucleation; meiotic cell cycle; cytoplasmic microtubule organization.
ACGUUGUUACGAUGGAAACGUCUCCUCCAGUAGCGACGUAAGAGGGACAAGCUGUCGGUGGCUGACUCAGCAGUAGAGCGCGGUGAUUGGUCGUUGCCCCGCGAGCGGAAGAUGACCGCCAAAUUGCCAAUGAACCACGAAAUACACCGAGUAUGAGAGCUCAAUUGAGGGCGGUGACGGAAAUAAUAAUGACGGGUACAAUGGCCCUCACCCUCUAGGACAAAUCCUGCUUCCCUCCAUCAAUUACAUACCUACGGAGAUACUCUUCAACUCCGCAUCCACGCGACGCGCCGCAAUAUCGAGCUGAACAAAGGCAGCAGCACCCUUAGCAGCUAUUGAGUGUCGGCCACCGUACAUGUGUCGGUACGAGCUUCUUGGACGCGGACUUUUAUACUGGCAGCGUAAAAGGUCCAGCGCAGACAAAGACAGCGCUUUAAGAGAGCUCCAAACAGAAUGCUCCACGAAAUCCUUCUCUCCCUCUCCGGCCAACCGUCACCACUUUUCCAAGCCCAUGCCGAAGAAGACACGGUCUCUGAGGAUGCGUUUCCUCUCCUGUCACCUCCGGAGAAAGCCCUCCUCGCCUCCCUUGCCCGUCUGAGUCGACUCCACGCUAAACUACGAGCUCAUACAGCUCUGAUCUCUUCCUCACAUCCUUCUGUCAUAUGUCGAGCUGCCUCAACUGCAAUUAGUACACGGCACCUGGGGAAUUUUCAACGAAAGGUACUCGAAGUAGAAAAAUCGAUUUUGGUGGAAGAUAGCGGGUAUGUUGGUGGUUACGGGAUUGUGCCGUUGUCAACGAUAGUCGGCGAAUUCUCCCCCUGGACCCGACGGCUCGAAUGGCUAUGGGAGGUUGCCCAAUUUAUUCUUCCUGUUCACAAGACAGCCAACAACCAGAGUUGCACGGGCGCAGCACUGAUCGAUUACCUUCGGGCGGAAUCACAAACCGGAUAUAUAGACAUUGGGGAGAUGGCGCUGCACCUAAUCAGUGCGGCUGAAACUGCUUGGAUGAGACAGCUGUCGACGUGGCUACUGUAUGGGAACCUUCCCGUGCUAGGCAAGGAUGACUUCUUCAUUCAAGAGGAUAGCAUGGCCGAGGGCAAUCGUGUCCCGGCCGUGGCAAACUUUGUUCUCCGAACAGACUUGCAACCAAAAUUUGUCUCACCGGACACAGCCUCAUCUAUCCUAUUUAUUGGGAAAACAUUGAACCUUAUCAGGGCAAAGCGCAGUGGCUCUACAACAGGUUCUCCAACGGGUCUCUUAACUACACCCGUCACUCUACACGGAGAACAUAUCGAGCACUUUGCUGAACUGAAAUCACCGAUAUCGACCGCCAAACUAUCCAAUAGUAUAGACUCCAUUCGGUUAUCAUUGUCGCAAAGCAUGCUCUCUAAACUGCUACCACUCCCUAAGAUCCUCGAGAUUCUCGCUGUCCUCCAUGACUUCUUGUUGCUGAGACGCGGCGAGUUUGCGUCGGCGCUUGUAUCGCAUGCCGAUGCUCGUUUACUUGAAAGACAUCGACGACCGGGAAAUCUGGCUUCCAAAGGCAAACUUGCCGAGGGCCUCCAAGGGCUUUCCAUCAAAGAGGGAGAUGUUGCGAAUGCUUUGUCACAAGCCUUAGCUGAGCUGUAUUCUUUGCAAAAUGAGGAAGACCCUGUAGAUGAUGAGCUUGAUCUUGCGAGAAGCCUCCUGCAGCUAUCAAUGAAUGAUAAAAGGAAAAGCCACUCAGUCGCGGCGACGCCUUCAGCAGGUGGGCCUGACCAUGUAGCGAACAUCUCAGAUAUCCCUUUCGAUGACCUCCUUUUCCCAUCUCCAACAGCUCUCUCAGCACAAGUCCACCCACCCUUGGAUUUAUUUCUCUCGGCUUCUGACGUUUUAAUUUAUUCAAAGAUUCACUCCUAUCUUCUGGGUAUACGACGUGCGCAACUACACUUGGGAGACCUUUGGAAACACACAUUCCUGCGAAAAAUUCACCCAUCCCCAUUGGGUCCGCCCAGGAGCAACUCGCAGUUUGGCCAGAGCAAGCUCAGAGCGGGGAGGCAAAGAGAUAACACCCGAACACGUCAGAUGAGACCUAUCUGGGCUACGUGCAGUGCUUCCCUUUUUGUAUUAUCAGAAAUAGGCAGCUUUUUUCAAGGGGAGGUUAUCAAUGGCUCUUGGCAACACUUCCGGGAGUGGGUUGGAGGUGCCCCAGCCUCGUCCACUAGCUCCCGACCUGGAACUUCGUCGUCGUCAAAGAGCAAACCCAGCUAUAACAGCAUGGUCUCUGAGGAAACGUCUGAAACUGGAUUGGACCGAUCCACUCAGUUGCCAAGGGCACAGCAUGAUCCUGAAACAUUGACGGUCGCACAUCGUCGAUACCUAUUCACCAUGGUCCAGGCACUUUUCUUGACCGACAGACCAUUCACCAAAGCCCUUCGGUUCCUACUUACCAGUGUUGACCAUUUUAUCGCACUUGUGGUCCGUCUCGAAAGCAUUCAGCGCAACAUGGACUUAGAGACAGACGAAGGUGUCGUGGACUCCUUAGUCGAUUACGCUGGGGAGGAGAAGGAAGUAUGGCAAGCACUCAGUGCAGCGCGAGGCGAAGUUGAGACGGGAAUCAAGGUUCUUGUGGCACGGCUGAAAGACAUUGACGACAGCCGGUCUGGAGAAGGACGAACAAUGUUUGAUAUGUCAAAAAGCCCACGUGGAAACUGGUCAAUGUACCAGCAGAAUGGAACGGGUACUGAGGCCAACAUGGGUCACUAUGUGCCCAGAAAGGCGGCCGGAGUGGAUCGACUGCUAAUGAAGUUAGACUUCGGGAACGCAAAUGGAAGCAUUGGGCCUGCAGCGUUUGUAUCAGGUGGAUAUGGCAACGCGGGAUACUAGGAUUUUCAGCUCCCAGGAAACGAGUUAUGAGAACGGUCAUGUAAUAAUUCUUAGCAUGAACUUAGGAAUCUACUAUUGUCAUGGGGCAACAUGACUGCCUAACUCCCCCACCGCCCUCCGGAGGGACUACUAACCUACGGAGUAGGGUCCGGGGAAGUCAUUGCCUACGCGGCCGCUAACAUUUAAGAGGGCUUGGGGGCUAGGAACAACGCUAGCGUCACUAACGCCAGUGCUGAACUCUGCCACAUAACCACUGCCUAUGGCAGUCGAUCAUACCUCCCCUGUGAGAGAAGGGGUCUACUAAUGGGACUUGUAAUCCCUCAAAGAAACAAAGAGAGAUGAGAAUGCAACUCUCUAUUGACACAGUUCAAGUCUCCUAGCCAUUCCUUGCGUUAGGCCCUAAUAGUAUUUGUUGACGUUAACCUUCACUGAGCCUACCUAGUAGGUUUGGACUAGGCGGGAUUUGGUUUAGCCCCUGCAGACUUGAC